ACGUACAAAAAUAUGACAUUUAAAUUUUUAUCAAAUCUGGAAAAUCCUGAUCAUCUAUUACUAGGCCCAACAUUAUGGGGCCUCCAAACUUCGGGCAUAUGGCAACCCUGUAAAAAAAGAGUUAAAAUAAUCUACAACACAAUACAUAUUAUGGCUAUACUCUUUGUUUUAAGCCAAUAUGUAGAGCUUUAUUUUAUCAGGAAUGACUUGGCCAUGGCUCUUAAAAACCUGUCUGUAACAAUGCUGAGCACUGUUUGCGUUGUUAAGGCCGGGACUUUCAUUAUUUGGCAAAAAUAUUGGAAGGAUAUUUUCAACUAUGUCUCAAAAUUAGAGAAAAAUCAACUUUAUAAACCAGACUAUCUCACUAAGAAUACUAUUCGGAAAUACACAGAGUAUUCUAGAUUUGUCACUUAUUUUUACUGGACCCUUGUGACAGCUACUGUCUUUUCGCUCAUUUUAGCACCUCUAGCAUCUUAUUUGUCUUCGUUUCAAAAUAAGGAAUUGGGUGACAGUGGAGCAUCUUCAUAUCCUGAAAUUAUGAGUUCUUGGGUACCAUUCGAUAAAACACAAGGCUGUGGGUAUCUGGUAUUGACUCUUAUCCAUGUUUUAAUAUGUUUUUAUGGAGGUGGUAUUGUUGCUAAUUAUGAUUCGAACGCUGUGGUCCUGAUGUGUUUUUUUGCUGGACAGCUAAAAAUAUUAAAAAUAAAUUGUGAGAGGCUCUUCGGGAACGGAGAAGAAAUCGUAAGUUAUAAAGAGGCCGUUGAGAGAAUAAGAAUUUGUCAUCAUCAUCAUAUUCUUCUUAUCAAGUAUUCAAAAGUUUUUAAUUCUUUGCUGUCACCUGUGAUGUUUUUAUACAUCAUUAUAUGUUCUUUAAUGAUUUGCGCCAGUGCAGUACAAUUAACAACAGCAGGCACUACAAGUAUGCAGCAGAUAUGGAUUGCAGAAUAUCUUAUAGCUCUUGUAGCGCAACUUUUCCUUUAUUGUUGGCAUAGCCAUAAAGUUUUGCAUAUGAGCUUGCAAGUGGACAGCGGAGUUUAUACAAGUGCAUGGUGGUCACAGGAUGUGAGGAUACGCCGGAGUGUAUUACUACUAGGCGGACAGUUGAAAAAGAAAGUUAUGUUUACUGCCGGGCCCUUCACAGAUCUUAAUAUUGCUACCUUUGUAGCUAUAUUAAAAGGUUCCUACAGCUACUACACUUUAUUGAGCAAACGGGGCGAGUAAUCUGUAAAAAAAUAUAUUAAUUUUCAAAAGUUCAUAUUAUAAAAGUGAUGUAAUUAUAAUUGAUGCUAUUUAUCACAAUAAAAUUACACUCAAUUCACCAUAAAAUAGAUGCGUACAUGAUAUAAUCCAAUCUAGUUUUUAGUUCGUCUUUGUAAUUAUCUUUCAAAUCUACAAUCUUAAUCUUGCCCUCUAGCAAAUUUCAUUCAAGCUUUUCUAUUUAGUCUGAAAAUCGAUUUCGAAGUUUACAAACAAUUCUCUUUAGACACGACCAGAAUUGGAAAUAGUAAAUUUUGCUUUGUUUUAAAGGUUUUGUGAAUGGUAACGAAUUCUUUAGGAAAAAAUACACGAUAUUGUUCACUUGUACUUCGUUUGAAUAUAGUAAUAUAGCAAUAGCCAUCACCUUUAUAUUAGUCAUCAAGGAAAGCACAAUUAAAUCAACAAAUUCAGUCCUCUCAAGUAUACAAUGUAGGCGUUAAUUCCAAGUGAAUGGAUAACCAAAUAGUUUUUUUUUUAUCUUGUCCCCCAUUCCAGCUACCAAAACACUAAUCUUAUCAUCUUGUAAGAAUAAUUAAAUACUUAUGUUGAUUAAAACAUAACAUUUCUGAAUAUUAAAUUAAUACUUAUUACAUUUUACUCAUUAUGUAUCUCCUAGCAGCUUGUUAAGAAAGGAUCUUAAUGAGAAAUAAUGUUUUAG
Messenger RNA from Danaus plexippus (monarch butterfly), 1915 nucleotides. Its product is annotated as odorant receptor 82a-like. The transcript has 5 exons. The record is from RefSeq and is a predicted model, not a curated record. Gene Ontology annotation, molecular function: odorant binding; olfactory receptor activity. Gene Ontology annotation, cellular component: plasma membrane. NCBI's taxonomy places the organism in Eukaryota, Metazoa, Arthropoda, Insecta, Lepidoptera, Nymphalidae. Gene Ontology annotation, biological process: sensory perception of smell; detection of chemical stimulus involved in sensory perception of smell. The coding region runs from base 13 to 1221 and encodes 402 amino acids.